AUGGGUUUCCAUUUAAUUAAGCAGCUGAGAGGCAUGAGUGUGGUGUUAGUGCUACUUCCUAUGGUGCUGUUUGUUAUGCUCGCGGGGGCUCAGCGAGCUUGCCCCAAGAACUGCAGAUGCGAUGGCAAGAUUGUGUACUGCGAAUCUCAUGCAUUCAGAGACAUCCCUCAGAAUAUUUCUGGAGGGUCUCAAGGCUUAUCGUUACGGUACAACAGCAUUCAGAAGCUUAAAUCAAAUCAGUUUGCGGGCCUGAAUCAGCUCAUAUGGCUUUAUCUUGACCAUAAUUACAUCAGCUCCGUGGAUGAGGAUGCAUUUCAGGGGAUCCGCAGGCUGAAGGAAUUAAUUCUAAGCUCCAACAAAAUUACCCAUCUGCACAACAAAACAUUUCACCCGGUCCCCAACCUCCGCAAUCUGGACCUCUCUUACAACAAGUUGCAGGUGUUGCAGUCUGAGCAGUUCAAGGGCCUUCGUAAACUCUUGAUCUUGCAUUUGCGGUCUAACUCGCUGAAAACUGUGCCGAUCCGAGUUUUCCAAGACUGCCGAAACCUUGACUUUCUGGAUUUGGGCUACAACCGCCUGCGGAGCUUAUCCCGUAAUGCUUUCGCUGGCCUUUUGAAGUUGACAGAGCUCCACUUGGAGCACAACCAGUUUUCUAAGAUCAAUUUUGCCCACUUUCCACGCCUCUUCAACCUUCGCUCGAUUUAUUUGCAGUGGAAUAGGAUCCGGUCUAUUAGCCAAGGGUUAACGUGGACUUGGAGUUCCUUGCACAACUUGGAUUUAUCAGGAAAUGACAUUACAGGGAUAGAGCCUGGGACCUUCCAGUGCCUCCCCAACCUGCAAAAGCUGAACCUGGAUUCCAACAAACUCACCAACAUCUCUCAGGAGACCAUCAAUACGUGGAUCUCGCUCAUCUCCAUCACUCUGUCCGGAAAUAUGUGGGAAUGUACUCGAAGCAUUUGCCCUCUGUUUACUUGGCUUAAGAAUUUCAAGGGAAAUAAGGAAAGCACUAUGAUAUGUGCAGGCCCUAAGCAUAUCCAGGGUGAAAAAGUGAGCGAUGCUGUGGAAACAUAUAAUAUCUGUGCUGAAAUCCAGGUGGUGGUUACUGAAAGAUCAUACCAGGCGCCCAAAACCCCCCAGAGACCUGUCUUCAUUCCUAAACCUACCGUUUCCAAACUCGAAAGCAAUCAGCCCACAUCGGUUCUGCCAAGCCCUUCUGCAGACCUCCCGACGCCUGGAGUGGAGCCAGAGUACGAGCACGUUUCCUUUCACAAAAUCAUCGCUGGGAGCGUGGCCCUCUUUCUUUCCGUGGCCAUGAUUUUGUUGGUUAUCUACGUGUCGUGGAAGCGCUACCCAGCCAGCAUGAAACAGCUCCAGCAGCACUCGCUCAUGAAGAGGCGCAGGAAAAAGGCCCGAGAGUCUGAAAGGCAAAUGAACUCCCCUUUACAGGAGUAUUACGUGGACUACAAGCCAACAAACUCUGAGACCAUGGAUGUAUCGGUUAAUGGAUCUGGGCCCUGCACGUAUACCAUCUCUGGCUCCAGGGAAUGUGAGGCUCUGCCAGGCAGUGGUGAGAUUUUACAUACAGGCUUUGAACUCUCUGCUCCAGCUUUUCUUCAUCCAUCACAGGUUCCUCACCACAUGAAGACUUUACCCUAUUACAGUUAUGACCAACCAGUGAUCGGAUACUGCCAAGCUCAUAAGCCUCUCCAUGUAAAUAAGGGGUACGAUACCAUGUCCCGGGAGCAGGCUGAGACAACCAACCUGGAACUCAGUCGAGACCACAGCUUCAUAGCUACAAUCGCACGUUCGGCUGCUCCAGCCAUUUACAUUGAGAGAAUACCAAACUAA
This is a messenger RNA of Egretta garzetta (little egret), 1848 nucleotides long. It is a transcript of the gene LRRTM4, whose product is annotated as leucine rich repeat transmembrane neuronal 4. Lineage: Eukaryota; Metazoa; Chordata; Aves; Pelecaniformes; Ardeidae. Bases 1 to 1848 code for a protein of 615 amino acids. The transcript is spliced from 4 exons. Gene Ontology annotation, molecular function: protein binding. The record is from RefSeq and is a predicted model, not a curated record.